Sclerotinia trifoliorum is the source of this 1357-nucleotide messenger RNA. Lineage: Eukaryota; Fungi; Ascomycota; Leotiomycetes; Helotiales; Sclerotiniaceae. The record is from the annotation of a GenBank genome assembly.
GCGUUGGAGCUCCAAAGUCUCAAUACCUACCCAGUUAUAACAAUCUGAAGCUUCAUCAUUCAACUUUAGAACAAUAUCAACAUGUAAGUGUGAACAUUGCAAUAUCUAUGCGAAACUCUACUAAUGCAUGUCAUCAUCUCUUAGGGAGGUCUUACUUGGAAUAACUGGCAAAGACUUUACCAUCAUUGCGGCCUCAAAAGCUGCUAUGAGAGGUGCAACCAUUCUCAAAGCUUCCGAUGACAAGACAAGAACGUUAAACAAACACACUCUGAUGGCAUUUUCUGGAGAGGCUGGAGAUACAAGUAACUCUCUACUAUUUUUUUAGAGCACAACAUAAUGCUAAUAUUGGCGCUUCACAGUUCAAUUCGCAGAAUACAUUCAAGCCAACGCUCAACUUUACUCCAUGCGCAACAACAUUGACCUCUCCCCAUCUGCUGUCGCCCACUUUGUCCGUGGUGAAUUAGCACAAUCCCUCCGCUCCCGCAAACCAUACAACGUCAACCUUCUCCUCGGCGGUGUUGAUCCAAUCACCGACAAGCCCAGCCUAUAUUGGCUCGACUACCUGGCAUCACUUGCACCUCUCCCAUAUGCAGCUCAUGGCUACGCACAAUAUUACUGCUUAUCGAUUCUUGAUAAACAUCAUCAUCCAGAUAUUGACUUUGAACAAGGAAUGAAAGUUUUGAGGAUGUGUACGGAUGAGUUGAAGAGGAGGUUGCCGAUUGAUUUCAAGGGGAUGACUGUGAAGGUUAUCACGAAGGAGGGCAUCAAGGAACUUGAUUAUGAUGAUAGUGCGAGAAUUGAUUGUCCUUAAGGGAUCAUUUUGAGGAUGAAUGGACAUGAGAGGCUUUUUAUGACAGGAGAUAAACUAUGAACCAAGGGAUGGGUGUAUAUUAGCGUGGCAUCAAAUGGCAUCAAAUGGCAUCAAACGGCGAUCCCUAUCUUGAUUAUUUCUCAGAGGAGAUUGGCGGUGAUUCGAUCUAAGGACAUACCCUAUAAUUGUCAAUGCUUUUGAAUGACGUCCCGCUGGUCAUCCCAUGGGUGGUCAAGGCAGCCGCUGCCAUUGCGGCUACCUUUAUAAUCAAAAUACACUCAAAAGACUGCGCAGAUGCGGCUCAAUCUACCCAUUCGCUUGGAAUCAUAUAGGCCUUGGGUGAGGCAAUGUUUCUCCACGCCUUCUCCCCUUUCCCAUCAUUUAUGUCUCGCCUGCAUGCUACUUGAAUGAAUGAUUUUUGAUAACACAAACACGUAGUCAUCAAAUACAAGAUUCGAGGUUGAUGCUUCCCAAUAAUAAGAUGAAUUAUCCAAGACAUGAUGUGGAAAUAUGGGAUCAACUAUAAACUGUUUGUCAAGGAGAUAG